GCUCUCCAAAAUCGUCUGCAGUGUUUCACAACUCAAAUCGCCAAACGAUUUUCGCCGAAGCUACCUCCUCUGUGCUGCUGCCUUUGCACAGGAUAGUUGAAAGCUUCAUUUUUAAAACAGAUGUGUGUGUAAAAGGGUGUGGAUACCGUAUCGGCGUUUAGUUUCGUUUUCUGCGGAGAGCGGAAGAUGGAAUAAACCGAACGAUUAUCGAUCGCUCCGCCAAACGAUAUACGGACCCUGCCUAUUCCACCGUGGGAGAUGAGUCAGGAAAAGAUGUUUAUGUGUCUGUUUGUUCGAAAUUAAAAAAACAACGAUUAAACACUCACAUUGAGCAGUUUUCGUCGACUGUCUUCUCCAAUUCGAAAACACUGUAUGAUGAUUGUGAGACAACACUAAAUCGCUUGCAGUUUUCCAGUGAGUUCGAUAAAGGGUGCGCCAUGAAAGGUUGAGGGAAUGUUCAACAACAUUAUUCCCCUAAGAUUGUGAAGUGAAUGAAAAAAUAAUGCUUUCCCAUAUUUAAUUAUCUAUGAAAAAGGAUUCAGUAAAAUUCGAGGUGUCAUGCUGAACAUUGACCCCCACCUGUUCCAGCCGAAGGUGAUCCGCCUGCAGACGACUGAGAACAUUGGAUUGCCGGGGCACCACAUCGUGCGCACCACACGCUUCAGCAACUCCCAGGUGAUGACUGGAGCCACGACGCAGGUGCAUAUUGAAGCCAACAACAACAUCCUGGCUGCACACGAAGACAUCCCGGGGACCGAUUACGAAAUUGAAACAUACAGACGCAGGAGCUACCACGAAAUGGAUCAGGACGCCGAUCUCAACGGACCACAAGUACAAUGGACUCCUGAACAAAUGGCAUGGAGUGGCGGAGAAGCGGAGAGCAUGAUGAGCUUCCAGUCCCAAUCUUCAAUUCUAUCGGACAGUGUCCACUCUUCGGAAGAGCCUUCUGAACAUUCCAAGGAGGAAGACAUCGUGUCACAGUUGAAUGAGGCACGGUCUUGCAGCCGAGAGGAGGCCAGCAAAAUUCUACUCAGGAUGACCUACACCAAUGGGAACUGUGCUCUCAUGAGGCAAUGCGGCUGCCUCCCCUUGCUUAUUGAAUUAUUACACAGCCAUGAGGACAACUCUAACCUGUGGAGGAGGGAGUAUCUGGAGGUGCGCAGAAACGCCGCGCAGACUUUGCACAAUAUUAUUCUCGGCCAGCAGAGGCCCGACGAAAAGAGGGCUCGCAGGGAGGGCCGAGUUCUACGCUACCUCGAGGAAAUCAGGGACUACAGCGACCAGCUGCUCUUUGCAGAAGGAAAUGUUGAUAACAGGACAGCGAGUUUCUCAGAUCAGAACCUAGUUCCUAGUGUGGCCGCUCUCAUGAAGCUGUCUUUUGACGAAGACCAUAGACACGCCAUGUGCCAACUGGGAGGUCUGCAAGCAAUUGCAGAGUUGCUUCGUGUGGAUCAAUGGGCGCACGGCGUGAACAAUGACGUACAUUGUACGACACUCCGCCGCUAUCUGGGUAUGUCGCUGACGAACCUGACCUUCGGAGACGGGGCUAAUAAGGCCCUGCUCUGUUCUAUGAGGCCCUUCAUGGAGGCAUUGGUUGCUCAGCUGUACUCACCCUCUGAGGACCUCAGGCAGGUGACGGCCAGCGUCCUCCGCAAUCUGUCUUGGCGUGCAGACGCCACCAGUAAACGCGCCUUAAGGGACGUUGGAGCGGUUCCUCUACUCGUCCGUGCUGCCCUCUCCGCCCAGAAAGACUCUACCCUCAAAAGCGUCCUCUCUGCCCUCUGGAAUCUCUCCGCCCACUGUAGUGCCAACAAAGCCGAUAUUUGCCGCGUGGAGGGAGCUCUCGCCUUUCUCGUUUCCACCCUCACCCACAAGUCCAAGAACAAGACGCUGGCUAUUGUUGAAAAUGGAGGAGGCAUUCUGAGGAAUGUAUCCAGUCACAUCGCCAUUCAGAACGAGUACCGGGCCAUCCUGCGUCGCCACAACUGUCUCCAAAUCCUGCUUUCGCAUCUCAAGUCCCCAUCGCUAACUGUGGUAAGCAACGCCUGUGGAACGCUUUGGAAUCUGAGCGCUCGGAAUGCCCAAGAUCAGCGUGCCCUGUGGGAGAUGGGUGCUGUCGGAAUGCUGAAGAAGUUGAUAAAUUCCAAGCACAAGAUGAUAUCUAUGGGUAGCUCGGCAGCACUCAAGAAUCUUCUUUCAGCCCGCCCACCAGGAGUUGGGUUGUGCUUAGUCGAAGAUGGUAUUGGUUACAGAGACUCCGACACCCCUUCCCUUAUGGUUCGCAAACAGAAAGCUUUGAGCACAGAAAUUGACCAAAACUUAUCUGAGACCUACGAUAACACAGACAGCCCUAAGACCAGUCCUGUGAAACAUGCAGACCAAGCCCAGACACGAUCUAGAAGACAUAUCUCACCGUCCGCGGCAAGAUAUUUGGCCAAUCAGAAAUUAAAAGCGGAACUGAGCCUGCCCAAGAGUGAGGAACAAAGCAUGACGGGAUCUUACGUCGUGGAGGAGAAGCAUAAUGGAGCAUUCCAAGUAACAAAAAACGCAAAGCAGGCUCUUAAUUACCGUCAAGGUCAACAGAUGAAGCUCCAGGUUUCCACGGAGGCCUCAGAACCAGAAUCGAAGUUGUCUUAUCGCCCUGGGAAGGAUGGCCUAAAGAUACAAAAAGCUGAUGAGCCUGUUGCUACUACCUAUGAGUCUGGAUCUAAGUUGAGUUUCCGGCCCACAAAAUCAGAAAAGGAAGUCCCCAAGCAACAAAAUCAUAUUCCUCCAUUCCAAAAUCAUCCAGAGCCCGGUGCCAAACUAAGUUUCAAGCCAGCAAGGUAUGAUAAGGAAGCGCCAAGACCUGCAGGUGACCUUAAUAGGCAUGCAAGUCGAAGUAUGUCGCCGAUGACCGUCAGGAAGGAUCGAUCUGCCAACUCUGCACCACCUUCUAAAUCGACGGAGCAGACAAAGAGUACCCCUGAAGUAGCAUCCAAUAUUCCGAAACCCGUUCAUGAGAGCAGAAUACCCCUGCCGAAAUCUGCAGCGAGCAGACUCGACUAUCAAAGAAGUCAGAGCGCUUCUCCUGUGGCUCAAAGGAAGAAUUUUCGCCAAGACAGUGCCACUAAAGUGAAUAUGCCAUCGAAAGAAAAUCAUCCGAAUCAGGUAUGCAAUCCUCCUGAAGACAUCACGGUGACCCAUCCCAAGUGGGCGUGGACUGCCAGUCCCGAAAAGAUAGACAAUGUUCCCGAGAAGCCAUGCAAAAGAUUGGAUGAUGAAAGCGGUGGGGAAGACGAGAUUCGUGUGUGGCAGACGGAAGACACGCCCUCCUAUAGGUCAUCAACGUCUGAUCUGGAUUUAGAAGAGCCACAAGGGGCUGGAGCUCGUUGUUCCUUGAAUAUCAAAACAAAUACGGGAGUAAGAUUAAUUCGCAACCACCCUUUGCUUGCAAAUGCUCAUCGGAACGACGACGAAGGUCGAAUGUUUGAGCAUCGAAAUAGAGACGAAGAAUUUGAAUCAGGUAAAACUGUGGAAUUCUGUGUGCAGAGCGAAUAUGAUAUCGACGAGACUCUGUCCCUGAUGUCUCGCAGCAGCUCUGUAGCCUCUAUUAGCAGCUUUGACCAGCAGUCUUUCCAUGAGGAUGAGAGUUUUGCUUCAGAUGAUCUCAGUCACAGGACGAGCGGUAUUGAGUCACCGAGCGAGUUGUCCGAUUCGCCCUGCCAGACUGCACCCACAAGUCCUCUGGGGUCCUCCAAUUACAUCUCAUUGUGCGGUGACGUAUCUGACAAUGUUCAGAUACGUUCAUCUGCUGCUAAUGAUAGGACGGAUCCAAGUGACAGGGAACCGAUUAAAGACGAGGUAAUGGAAUGCAAAAGUGAUCAUCCCAUGGAAGGAAGCGCUACUGCAAAUGUUUGCCCUCCGCCAAAACGAUUAGAGACCCAUGUCCAUGACACCCAAGCUCCUCCUCCAUGUAAUCCUCCAGUAGUGCAGAUGGAAGUAUGUGCGAACCGUGUCUCCAGAAGCAGUUCGUCAAGCUCCUUUAGCGUUGAAGAUAUUUCACCUUCAGAACGAGUGAUUCUGGAAGAAUGCAUCAGGGCGGGGAUGCCCAUAGCUCCACCUUCUUACGAGUUACUGGGUGAUGUUUCCGCUCGAAGACUGGUCCCUCCCAAAGAGAAUGAAUACGAAAUAGAAGAAAAGGGGAAAGAGGAUGAGAGGAAAGCUGAAAAGAGCCGACUGUUUAGAAUCCCAGAGUCUCCUGGAACUGCCGACGAGAAGACCUGUACAAGAAAAGUGAUGCUGGAUCAAAUGGGUAACAGAAGAUGUGAAAAGUUCCAGCAAAGCAAGUUUAAAGUCGCUCCAGAAGUUCCAAACCAAUUGGGAUUUCUCAUGAGAAGUGACGUCCGAGAUACUGAAAUCUCCGUGCAGCCCAAGGGGGCUAAGUCAUCGGCAAGUACAGAAAGUUCGACAAAUCAUGAAAGCCAAGUCAAAGCGUUAGUUAACAAAAUAGAACAAAUUGAGCUCCGUGAACCUUCAAAAGUUGGAGAAGUAUCUAUUAAAGAAACGGAGAAAAACACAAUUGUGGAAUCAGGGCCUGCACAGGAAAAGGAAUCAGAGAGCCAAACUGCAUCUGUGCAAGACGAGACAACGGUUAUUGUUGAGGAUCAUGCGGAACCCAAAGAAGAAUUAUCUAUUGAGAAGAUGACAAAAGAAUCCACUUCUUUUCAGGACGAUGUAGAUUUGUUGGAAAAAGAUAUUGAUUGUAGUGAAUCGGAGGAGAUUAUGCUGACUUCGAGUAUGCUUGGAGAAGCUCGAGGCAUUGCUGAGGCUUUGCUGCUGGGAGGUAGUACUGAAGACAUGACAGUUAGUACUCUUAGCUGCUUAUCGGACAUCGACAACGCAAGACCACCUUCAGUCAUGGCUGAACUAGGCUGUCUGAGUCUUGAAGACAGUCUGAAGGGACCCCAGCUUCUAGGCAAACAGUUGGCUUCAUGUAAGAAAUCCUUACUAAGAGAACUACAGAUGGGCCGUCUGGGUUCUUCCUCCAAUAAUGAAUCCCCUGAAAAUUUGAGUCUUAGAAGCAGUUGUACUUCAGACCUUCUGGCCAACGUGAAUCCUCCAUCUCUUAUGGAUAAUAUAUCCUUAACUGCAAGCACAGGAAGCCUUGACAGCGAUUCAGAGGUCGAGGACAGAAGAUGCAAAGAGAGGGACAGUCUGUCGGAACGGAUGCACGAAGCCGCCGCUUUGGCUCAGCUCUACACCAAAGAACUGUCUGCUAUUACAGGUGAAGGUGGAGCUGACCCAGCAGAUAAUCAUAAAAGAAUAUCAAUUCCGAGUGCAGUACAGGAAGUUACUGUUGCGGAUGUGACUGACAUUGGAUGUGAUACCAUUGGGUCAGAUACAGAAGUAGAAGAGGAUCUCCCCUGUGAUGACGAGGAGACACUUAAAGCAAACCUCACUAGGGACGAAGCCAGUUCCGAGAAUUUGACUUUCACGCUAACGGAUGAACCACCGCUUAUGCAUCCUUGCAUGACUUCUGAUGAGUUCCGGGCUUUGCAAGAGAACGCAGAUCGCAUCCUUAGUACCCUCAGGGACGUUGAGGUGUCAGAUGAUGAAGAGUACGAAGGAGGUCACAGCGGAGAUCUCUUAGAAGACGAAACCAUGUCCCUUGUUUCCAAUGAAUCAGAUGAAGAGUACCCAUCUCCAAGAACUGAUCAUAUACUGUCUCCUUCAUGCAAUGGAAUGGUGGGGUUACCUCAGCCUCACGGCAUUUCCACGAAAUCUCGAAAGUUAGCUAUGCCUCAAGUUAAGAAAUCCAUUGCAAUGAAGGAUCCGAGACUGGAACAGAAUGAAGCAGGGGGACCGUUUGAUACUCGAACUUUCACACGCAAGCGAUCCAGCGUACCCAAAGAGAUGGUGCCGACCGUACAGCCCACUCUUAAGAGUCCCUCUGAGGUUCCGGUCCCCACCUUCCCAAAGCCUGUUCAAAGCAAGAUCGCCAGUGUGUGGAAGGGACGCUCCAAAAGUGCAGAUGUUAGCAGAAACUCAAAAUUAAAGAUAGCACCUCCUGCAAGUCCAUUGCUCAAGAAUGAAGACAGGUCCACGCCGUCGCCAAAGUCUCCACUCAGCCGCAGCAACACAUUUGAAAAACUCACAGACGGAGAAACUUCUCCAUUGCCUACUAUCCGCAGACCCAGUUCCUUGGCGUUGGCACAGAAAACUAAUUCGCCAAGAAAUGUCAAAGGGGCGUACUCUACAAAGGAAGACGCCUCGUCACAGAAACCAGCCUAUGACAGACCUCGAACUGUUCCUCCUCCCAGAGCGGAAAACACCAUCUUAUCACCCUGUGGCAGCAUUCCAAAAUUGAUGAACAAGGCACAAGGUUCUAGCAUUCCAACUAGUCGGCGAUCCAUGAUUCCGAUGCCUUCAAAAUUCGGGCAACCGGAUAACUAGUUCUUCGCACUUACUUUGAUUGUUCUGUUUCUAAUUUAUUUUGUGAAUAGGAUUGAUCUAGUCUAUGGAACUUUGUGCCUCAGAAUUUGUUCGUAUGUAUUCAAUCAAAAGAAAAUGGAUUUUUUUUCCAGGUAUAGAGUUGGAAACUCUUGGCGGAAAUUAAUUUCGAAUUGUUUCGAAACAUGAUAUUUUGAAGAUACUUUGACAUAUUUUAAGGAAAACUCAAUAUUUCUAUUACUAAUAGGCGACCGUUACAAGAAAUCAUUGGUGUAUUCAGUGUAAAAGAAAGUGCAAAAUCAUUUUGAUGUGUGUUUAUCCUUUACCACGUGAUCGUGAUGUGUGACGCAUAUACAAGUCUUUUGUUCCUGUUGGUGAAUCCUCAUUCCUUAAAAAAUAAACUCUUCCUCUAGACUAUAUAUUCGAAAGAAUAAUUAGACUAUUCUGAGGAUGCUGCUUUAUUCCCUACAAAAAUUCCAAAGACUGCGAAAAUCUUGAAAUAGGAACUUAUGGAUACAUUCAGAUAGUACAUUUUCUUAUUUACAAAAGAAGAAAAAUAAUCUGAAACUGGAUAUGUAUGACGAUUGCAGCUUGUUGUGGAGCAUUUGAUAAUUUUUUAUGGUGCUUUGUAAGAUUGGAAUCGAAUGUCUGAUAAUUUUCUUUUUGUGUUUCUGUCUAUAAUCAGUGGCAAAUCAAACUGACAAGAUCUCGAAAGUUAUGCUAGAAUCAUCAAUAGAUACCUCCACGAGUGUUCCUACAUGACUUAAAGAUGAAAAAAUAGAACGACUAAAACAAAAUCAAAUGUAAUUUUUUGUUACUUAAAAUAAUAUUAGUGUGGAAAUUAUAUUCUUUUAAAGUAUAUCGAUUACUUUAAAUUCAUUAAAGUCAAACUUAAAACUAUACAUGACAUUGAUUUCUUCAUACUUUCAAUUUGAAUUGCCAUUGGUUAUAAAAAUAGAUAUAUAAUUGCGACGGUGUUGAAAUAUUCUAAUUUAUCUUAUCAGGAAAUUAUAAAUUCUUAGGUGCUGAUGCAAUGUCGAUUUCAAAUUAUGAGUGAAGAAUUCCAAAACAAAUUCUUAAAGUUGUUAAAUUAAAAAAUUUUAAGCUAUCAUUUUUUUGAUGGGAAAAGUAAUCCUUAACGAUAAUUUAAGGAGACUUAAAAUUAUCUUUGAUGCUAAUCUAUUGCAUUAAACUGCAGCAAUUAUUAAAUUAUUUUCUAUUAAUAAUUAUUUAAUAGCUUUUUUAUUUUGAUAAAUUUGUAUUUUCUUCUUGGAUAAAAAUUUCAUUA
This is a messenger RNA of Argiope bruennichi, 7720 nucleotides long. Its product is annotated as adenomatous polyposis coli protein-like. Lineage: Eukaryota; Metazoa; Arthropoda; Arachnida; Araneae; Araneidae. Gene Ontology annotation, biological process: regulation of cell differentiation; negative regulation of microtubule depolymerization; negative regulation of canonical Wnt signaling pathway. The record is from RefSeq and is a predicted model, not a curated record. Gene Ontology annotation, molecular function: microtubule binding; gamma-catenin binding; beta-catenin binding. Gene Ontology annotation, cellular component: catenin complex; cytoplasmic microtubule; beta-catenin destruction complex. Bases 559 to 6435 code for a protein of 1958 amino acids. The transcript is spliced from 14 exons.